AUGGCCUCCGAGACCCCCUCUGAAUGGCCUCUUCUCAGAGGUGGAGUGGAAAGAGGAGCCAGGCAGCUUCCUCAGGUAGGGAAAGAGCAACGGGAGCAGGGAGGAGGGAAGAGGCACAGAUGGGACCACCCAGCCUCCCUCUGUGUUGAGUGGGGAUGAUGGGGAUCUAAGAGCAGCUCUGUUUUCUUCUUCUUCCAGGCCCUCUUGACCUUUGAGGAGGUGGCUGUGUUUUUCACGGAGGAGGAGUGGGCUCUGCUGGAUCCAGGCCAAAGAGCUCUGCACAAGGAAGUCAUGGAGGAGAAUUAUGAGAUGGUGGCCUCUCUAGGUAAGGGCAGAUUUGUAUUCCUCUUGGCUGUUAGACGUUGAAGGUGUGAAUCUUUAGGUCAAACCCUGUAUGUACUCUUACGAUAUUUGCAACUUUGCUUUCCCCUACUCGUGUGGUGCAUCUUUAUAGGCUCUGGUUAUGUAAUCCCUUCCUUUGAGGUCGUGGAUACAGAUUAAUUUGAAACGACUGGAUGAUUUGCAGCCAAAAGUAACUAAUAUUGUCUUUUUCCUUGGCAGAAUCAGACCUCAGUUCCUGUUGGGAAGAGAGACAAGAGCCAUUUCUCCAGGAUCCCAAAGAAGGAGAUCUUAGAAGGUAGCUGCUUAGAUGUAUUGUGGGGCACAAGCCUGCUGCCUUUAUGUCCUGCUUCUGGGCUUCCUCUCACAGCAUCUAGCUGGCUUCUGUAGGACUAAAUAAAUAGACCAGGUGGGCAAAGGCAGCCUUCAAACGCUCUCCAGCUGGCCUUUGGCCAUCUCCCUCCCCAGGCCAUGACCCAUUACCUGCCCUGCUUCACAUCCUCCUUGAGUCCCUUUUUCCUGGCUGGGUUGUGUCCUUUAAAUCUGCUUGCCUGAUUGGAGGAGAGAGGGUGGGUUUUGUUGUAACUCCACUGCUCCCCGAAGGCGACAUUGAAUAAUAAUAAUAUUAUUAUUUAUACCCCGCCCCUCCGGCUGGGUUUCCCUAGCCACCCUGACCAGCUUCCAGUACAGUGGUACCUCAGGUUACGAACUUAAUUCGUUCUGGAGGUCCGUUCUUAACCCGAAACUGUUCUUGACCUGAGGUGCGCUUUCGCUAAGGGGGCCUCCCGUGCCACUGGUACUCGAUUUCCCUUUUCUUCCUGGGGCAAAGUUCGUAAUCUGAAGUACUUCUUCCGGGUUAGCGGAGUUUGUAACCAAGCGUUGUAACCUGAAGCGUUUGUAACCCGAGGUACCACUGUACAUAUAAAAACAUCAUAAAACAUCAUAAAAUGUUUUACAUUUGUUGUUACACCCCCUUCCGCCCCUGGCCCCAACAGAGCAUGAACAUGCACACCUGAAGCUGCAAAAGUUGACAAUGUCUAGGAGGCCUUUGGCCUGGUCCAGUAGGACUAUUCUUGUAAAGACCAGAGAUGUCCUCCAGGCUUGAGUUUUCCCUUUCUUUGUGCUGAGAUAUGUCUCAAAUUAAAAUAUCCUCUGUGGUGCCACUGAGCUGAGGUUAAUGUACUGUGAGGUUCUUUUCACAAGUGCCCAUGUGCCCUUCUCAUAGCAGGAAGGGACAUGCUUGAGAACAGUAAAGUCAGUGAAGCAAAGAAUUGGACUCAAUGUGUAAUGAGCAUGUCGGCUUCUGCCAUGCAGUAUGAGUGAUAUUUUCAUUUUCUCCCUCUCCCUAAACAGGUUACAGGCAGAAGAGCGAGAGUUAUGGGGAGCCAUUGAUGGUGUCAUCAGAAAAUGUGGAGCGUGAAGCAGGGGAAAAGAUGGAAAGGAAAUCCUCUACUACGCAGGACAUUGAUAUCCAUGUCACCCUAAAACCACAGGAAGAAUGCACAGGGAGCAGCAGUGUGGAGUGUGGAAAAAGCUUCAGUCAGAGUGGAAGUGUUAGUUUACAUCAAAGAACCCAAACAGGGGAGAAAGCGUUUCAAUGCACAGAGUGUGGAAAGAGCUUAAGUAGUGCUGGUAACCUAGUCAAGCAUAAAAAAACCCACACAUGGGAGAAGCCAUUUAAAUGCAUGGAGUGUGGAAAGAGUUUCAGCCAGAGUGGAAACCUUAUUGCACAUCAAAGAACCCACACAGGGGAGAAACCAUUUACAUGUAUGGUGUGUGGGAAGAGUUUCAGUCUUAAUCACCAUCUUACUUUACAUCAAAGAACGCACACUGGGGAGAAUCUGCAUAAAUGCAUGGAGUGUGGAAAGAGCUUCUGUACCAGUAGUUUCCUUACUGUGCAUCAGAGAACCCAUACUGAGGAGAAACGAUUUAAAUCUAUGGUGUGUGAAAAUAGCUUCAGUCUUAAUUACCGUUUCACUCUACAUCAAAGGACCCCGGUGGGAGAAACCGCAUAAAUGCUUGGUGUGUGGAAAGAGCUUCAGUUGCAGGAGUAACCUUACUUUACAUCAAAGAACCCACACUGGGGAGAAACCCUUUAAAUGUACAGAGUGUGGAAAGAGCUUCAGCCAGAGCGGAAAUCUUACUGCACAUCAAAGAACCCACACAGCAGAUAAACCAUUUAAAUGUAUGGUAUGUGGAAAGAGUUUCAGUUUCAAUUACUCUCUCACUUUGCAUCAAAGAACCCACACCGGGGAGAACCCGUUCAAAUGCAUGGAAUGUGGAAAGAGCUUUCGUGCAAGUAGUGUCCUAAUUGUGCAUCAAAGAACCCACACUGGGGAGAAGCCAUUUAAAUGUAUGGAGUGUGGAAAGAGCUUCAGGCAGAGUGGAAGACUGACUGCACAUCAGAGAACGCAUACUGGGGAGAAACCAUUUAAAUGUAUGGAGUGUGGAAAGAACUUCAGCCAGAGUGGAAACCUUACCACACAUCAAAGAACCCACAAAACAGAGAAACCAUUUAAAUGUAUGGUGUGUGGAAAGAGUUUCAGUCUCAAUUACUAUCUUACUUUACAUCAGAAAACCCACACCGGUGAAAAACUUUUUGAAUGCCUGGAGUGUGGAAAGAGCUUUAGUUGUAGGAGUGCUCUUACCGCACAUCAAAAAACCCACACAUUGGGGAAACCAUAUGAGUGCAUGGUGUGUGGAAAGUGCUUCAGGCGUAUGAGUAACCUUAAUUUACAUCAAAGAACCCAUACUGGGCAGAAACCAUUUAAAUGUAUGGAAUGUGGAAUAAGCUUCAGCCAGGGUGGAAACCUUAUUGCGCAUCAAAGAACGCACACAGCGUAG
Podarcis lilfordi (Lilford's wall lizard) is the source of this 3183-nucleotide messenger RNA. NCBI's taxonomy places the organism in Eukaryota, Metazoa, Chordata, Lepidosauria, Squamata, Lacertidae. The record is from the annotation of a GenBank genome assembly.